Molecule: messenger RNA, 693 nt
Organism: Penicillium odoratum
Lineage: Eukaryota; Fungi; Ascomycota; Eurotiomycetes; Eurotiales; Aspergillaceae
Exons: 3
Coding region: 1-693 (230 amino acids)
Molecular function (GO): acyltransferase activity, transferring groups other than amino-acyl groups
Source: RefSeq, a predicted model, not a curated record
AUGGCCAUCAAAGUCCUCCCCUUGACCGAAGCCGACAUCCCAGGCGCAAUCCAGGUGAUCCAGCGCGCUUUCGCCAACGAUCCAUAUUUCAAGUGGGUAUUCGACGAAUCCACCUUCAACAAGCAAAGAAACCACCACUCCCUCUCCGCGCGCUGUCAAUGGGGCAUAAAUAAUGCAAUUUUCCAAGUUGCCAAAGAAAUUACAUCCACUGAAGACUUUACCCCAUCCCCCGUCCUCGGCGUCUCCUGCUGGUUAGCACCACACCCGCCCGCACAACCAGAGAGCUGGUACUCCUGGUAUCAAGGCUGGAUACUAUCAGCCAACCAGCUUCUCAAUAACAUACGGUUCCUUGGUCGUGGGGGUUUGCGCACGAACAGGUACUGGAUCUGGAAGGAGCAGCAGCAGAAAGCGCACGAUGAGAUAUGGGAUGAUCCGCGAGGGUAUUAUUUUUGUAACAUCGUUGCUGUGAGUCCCGAGGCGCAGGGAAGGGGCGUGGGGAGAUUGUUAUUUGAGGCUGUUACAAAGAGGGCGGAUGAGGAGGGAGUCAAGUGUUAUCUGGAGAGUUCGAAGAGUGUGCCUAAUGUGCAGAUUUAUGAGAGGAUGGGGUUUGAGAUGAGUAGAACUAUGGAGUGUCGUGAUGGAGGGGAUGUCUGCAUGUUGUACUGCAUGACCCGCAACCCGAAAAUGAAGUAA